This is a messenger RNA of Alosa alosa (allis shad), 703 nucleotides long. It is a transcript of the gene txnl4b, whose product is annotated as thioredoxin-like 4B. The transcript has 3 exons. Lineage: Eukaryota; Metazoa; Chordata; Actinopteri; Clupeiformes; Clupeidae. Gene Ontology annotation, biological process: mRNA splicing, via spliceosome. Gene Ontology annotation, cellular component: U4/U6 x U5 tri-snRNP complex; U5 snRNP; spliceosomal complex. The record is from RefSeq and is a predicted model, not a curated record. Bases 41 to 490 code for a protein of 149 amino acids.
GCAUCGGAUGUUAUGACAGACAGUGUAUCAUUUUGCAGUUAUGAGUUUAUUUCUUCCUAAGUUGUCUUGCAAGAAAGACAUCGAUACAGUCAUUAAAACUGUUGCUGAAAAGGUUCUGGUUCUACGUUUUGGAAGAGAUGAUGAUGUGAUAUGCAUGCAACUAGAUGAAAUUCUGUCAAAAACAUCCCAUGAUUUAAGCAACAUGGCUGCUAUCUAUAUUGUGGAUGUGGACAAGGCACCUAUCUAUUCUCGCUAUUUUGACAUCAGUUUCAUCCCCUCAACGGUGUUCUUCUUCAACGGACAACAUAUGAAAGUUGACUACGGGUCUCCAGAUCACACGAAGUUUGUGGGGAGCUUCAAAACCAAGCAAGACUUCAUGGAUCUCAUCGAGGUGAUCUAUCGUGGAGCCAUGAGAGGAAAGCUAAUUGUUCAGAGCCCGAUAGACCCCAGAAAUAUCCCCAAGUACAAUCUACUCUACCAUGGCAUCUAGGGUAGGGUAACAGAAUGGACAAACGGGUCAAUUUGAUGCUGGUGGUGAGAGUUUUGUUUCCCAUGGAAACAACAAAAUAUGACAUGAUGUUUGAGUUUCUUCUUGUGUCAGAAUAAGUGGCCAAAUAUUUAUGGCUCUAAUCAAGGAUUGAGUUUUUUUACUUGCAUUUUUUGGUUGUGUUGAUAUACUAAUGAAAUAAAAGGUUUGCAUUAC